Molecule: messenger RNA, 3522 nt
Organism: Ilyonectria robusta
Lineage: Eukaryota; Fungi; Ascomycota; Sordariomycetes; Hypocreales; Nectriaceae
Exons: 9
Coding region: 1-3522 (1173 amino acids)
Biological process (GO): mitochondrial translation; arginyl-tRNA aminoacylation
Cellular component (GO): cytoplasm; mitochondrion
Molecular function (GO): arginine-tRNA ligase activity; ATP binding
Source: RefSeq, a predicted model, not a curated record
AUGGCUCGGCGGUCUCAGUCCGAUGCUUGGCGGCUUCAAUAUUCGGCCGACAUCGAUAUCAUAGCCGUGGAUGAGAACCAACCGUUUAUCAGAUUCAACGAAGUGUAUGACUUGAAGGUAGACGAGAUACAGCUCUUCAUGUCGUCAGAUGUUUACCAUACGCACUUUGGUAAACAUCUCGUGCCGAGACUAAGAGAAUUCUGCCAGGGAGCGGAUGCGUUUCUCCACGACUUCGUGGCUGUGACUCCUCAAGAACUCCAGACGGAAAUUGUGCCCCAAACAAUUGCAUGGGUAUCGGACCGAAACUGGAAUCCUCAAGAGCUGAACACUCCGCGUGACUACGAACAAGUGCUUUCCACUACCAGGUUCGACUACCUGAGGAUCGUCCUGUGGUCAUUCCUCCAAGGCGAAUACGGACCUUCCAUCCUGGCCUUGAUUAAGACAGCCUCUUUAUCACAAGCUCAGGGCUAUCGGGAACUGUUCGCCAACUACAUAACUCCGACGCCUAGAACGCGUAUCACUCUCCGGGAAUCUAACUGGUGGCGUGGAUGUUUUAUCCUUCUUGCUAAUCUCCGGUACUUCGCUGUCAGCCAAAAAGACAUUAAGGAUGCUCGAACUAUUGGGGGCACGCGACGACUUCGCCGCCGUGUCGAUCUUUCCUUCUUAAACCCUCGGAAUUUAACAAAAGAAGAGUGCGACGAAGAGCCAAACUUUCUAGGCCAAGCAUUCCUCUAUGAAGCUGCCUGUUCGUUCAUGUCAACUGGAACGAGCGAUUCAUAUUGGACGGCGGCUUGUCUCAAUGAGGACCUUUUUGAAGACACUCCCAGGUUGGAGUUUGAGGAGGGCCUGGAUAUCGAUGGGCUACUGGGAGACGAAUUCGACCCGCUGAUUCUCGAGCCAUUAAUGCAAACAACUCCCUCGCCAAGAACAUACUUCCUCGUAUUUUUGACAAAAAUAGUUACCAGCAUCGUGGGCCAUCAGCAAGUGAUUGAAUGUUGGAUCAGUGCUAGUCUAGCCCGCCAUUCCCCAAAUCGUGAGAAAGACUCACCCUAUCAUCUUUCCCCAGAGGAAGCAAAAGAAUGGAUAAAAAUCUCCCUUGAGGUCCUGAGAACAGUCCUUGAUGCUAUUUCCCAACUGAGAAGGGAAUUGGAAAGAUUUCUCGAAGAAGAAGUUCAGUUCGGAACAAACAGAAUCCCCAAGGGCCCGAUGUUCGCAUCGUUGAAGAAAGACAGACUGGCAAUCAUUACUUUAAAGAGUCUGCAUAGUUUGCCACCCGAACUGCAGGCUGUUGAAGUUACGAUGCAGGGCUACAGGAAGGAUUUUGAGGAAUUGAGAGACCAGCUGCAGUAUGAAACCGAAAAUGAGCUUGGGGAGAAAUUUGGAACCAUGACACGGGUCUCGAUUAUCGGGUCGCUUGUAGCGCUUUUCGUCACUAUCCUCGGCGUGGUAGCCCAGCUCUAUAGCAACACGGGCAAAACCAUUAUUCUAGGCAUGAUCCUCUCUGGAGCGUGUUUUGGCGUUGCUCUCAUGGCGGCCGUGUUCAACGGAUGGGGGCUCCCGAUUAAGUUUGUUUGUUUAUCGACAACCACCUAUCAUCUAUCAUCCAUCCUCAUCGUGGCUAUGGCGACGUGCACCGUCAACGGCCUCCAGGAUUUGCUUGGGAAAGUAGGGCUGGACACUCCCGUACCGGAGUUCCCCGGCGGAGACAUUGUGCAUAAUCCCCAGGACAUAUUCCGAGCCUAUCUGGCCGAUACACUGCAGAAACUGGUCGAGGUCGACAGGGUGGUCGCCUACGAUGCCAUCCAGCCCUCCAACAUGACCGGAAUGGGGGACCUUGUGAUUGUCUCGCCGAGACUGAGGCUCAAGGAUGUCAAGCCGAAGGAUCUAGUCUCGGAUCUCGCUCACAGACUGCCUCGAUCGCCGCCCUUUGCAUGCCCCAUUCCAGACGGAAUCCAUUUGCGUGUCUUGUCGUCGCCUAACACGCUGUCGCGGCUUCUGCUGCCGUACGUCCAUGACCGAAAUACGUCAUACGGGUACGAUGACUCUGUUGGCUUGGUCGACGGGAAUGCCCCGGGAGGUCCCAAGAAGAAGGUGAUUGUGGAAUUCUCGUCGCCCAACAUGGCCAGCGAAUUCCAAGUUUCACACCUGCGCAGCACCCUCAUUGGCUCGUAUGUUGCUAAUAUCCAUGCCGGUAUGGGGUGGGAUGUCAUCAAGAUGAACUACCUUGGUGAUUGGGGAAAGCAGAUCGGCCUUCUCGCGGCCGGCUGGCAGAGGUUUGGAUCCGAGGAAGAGUUUCAGAAAGCCCCGCUGCAGCAUCUUCUUCAGGUGAAUCACAAGAUCGAGGAACUGUUCAAGCCGGAACAGGAGGAAUGCAAGGUAGCCAAGGGCGAAGGAAAGGAUGUUACCGAAAUCGAGUCGCGUGGCUUGUACGCCGAGAGAGAUGAGUUUUUCAAGAAGAUGGAGGACAAGGAGCCCGAGGCCAUUGCCCUUUGGCAGCGCUUCCGCGAUGCGACAGUGGAGGAUUACAAAGCGUCAUAUGGGCGGCUUGGUAUUCAGUUCGAUGAGUACUCCGGGGAGUCGCAGGCCAGCCCCGAGUCCGUCGAAGAAGUUGAAACGGCACUGAAAGAAAAGGGUGUCUACGAGGAGCACGAAGGCGCAUGGACUAUCGACUUUUCAAAGCAUGACGCCAAAGGCCUUUCCACCGCCAUAGUGCGAUACCGGAACGGAACGACUUCCUAUCUUCUGCGAGACCUCGCCGCUGUCUUGGACAGGUACAAGAAGCACUCAUUCGACAAGAUGAUUUACGUCGUGGCGAUGGAACAGGAAAUGCACUUCCAUCGACUCACCAAAACCCUCGAACUGAUCGGCCGGAAUGAUGUGGCAGAAAAGAUCCAGCAUGUCGCCUUUGCCAAGAUCACCGGUCUCCUAGACGAGUUCAAGGAUGCCCAGUUGCUGAGCGACUACAUUGAUGGCUGUCGAUCCGUCAUGCAGGCUGAGAUGGCAGAGGAAACGGAAGAUGGAAUCUUUGUGACCAAGACCGACAAAUCACUCGAGUCCGUCGGGCUUUCUGGCCUCUUCAUCCAGGACCUGAACCACAAGAGAACGACGGGUUAUGCGUGCGACGCCAAGCGCAUGACUGCCUUCGAAGGCGAGACUGGCGCAGCCAUCCAAAACUGCUAUGCACGACUCGUCACCACUCUUGAAGGAAAGACCGAUGGAAUUGACUAUGACACUUUGGACUACUCUCAACUGGAGACGGAGGACUACUCCGAGGUUCUCCGCAUCAUGACGCAGUUUCCGGACACAACCUAUGCAUCGUUCAAGACGCUGGAGCCGACCACGGUUAUCAUUUACCUGGGGCGACUGGUUGAUCAAAUCAUGAUCACUCUCGAUGACGAUGACGAGCAGGACUGGACUGAUCGAGAGGAGGCGACCAAAGCAAGGAUGGCCUUGUAUGAGAAUGCUAGGCAGGUCCUGGAGAAUGGGCUAAGAAUGCUGGGUCUCUCUCCCUGGAGUGCGUAA